CCAACUUUCAUUUCGCCUUGUCAACAAAUGGUUUAUGCAGAUGUACCCGAUGACCCGACCGCUUACAAAAGAAAGGAUUACUGGGAGGAGCGGUAUGCGCGCGAAGAAUCGUUUGACUGGUUCAAGACUUAUGCAGAGUUGAAGCCUUUGCUGAAUGAACACAUCAAAUCAAAAGAUGCUAGGAUAUUAAUGCUUGGUUGCGGUAACUCCACACUCUCAGAAGACAUGUACGACGAUGGGUAUCAUAAUAUUGUCAACAUUGAUUUUUCAAAGACUGUUAUAGAAAAUAUGAAAGUAAAGUGCAAGGAACGUGUUGGGAUGGAAUGGAUUGAGAUGGAUAUCCGGGAUCUCACAUUUGAAGACAGCAGCUUUGAUGUUGCGAUCGAUAAGGGUACGAUGGAUGCCUUGAUGUGUGAUCGUGGUGAUGUCUGGAAUCCGGAUGCAGAGCUUGUUCGGACUGUAGCACAAGAAGUGGAUGAGGUUGUUCGAGUCCUGAAGGUGGGCGGUCAGUUCUUGUACAUUACUUUUGGCCAACCUCACUUUCGGAAAAGGCACCUGGAACGGCCCUGCUGGACUGUGGAAACAUCAACGCUUGGUGAUGCAUUCCAUUAUUUUUUCUACCAUAUGAUCAAACGGGACCAAGAGUCAUCAUAGAAUGAAAUAAAAUAACGCUCC
This is a messenger RNA of Lobosporangium transversale, 675 nucleotides long. RefSeq names its product S-adenosyl-L-methionine-dependent methyltransferase. The coding region runs from base 28 to 654 and encodes 208 amino acids. The record is from RefSeq and is a predicted model, not a curated record. NCBI's taxonomy places the organism in Eukaryota, Fungi, Mortierellomycota, Mortierellomycetes, Mortierellales, Mortierellaceae. The transcript has 4 exons.